GAUUACCAACCCCAAGCUCCGUUUACCCCCGCCCACGCCCUGAACGCGCCAGAACUUUCUGCCAUCUCCGUGAUUUUCCCCUUUGUCUUUGUGCUCUCCUUUUGGUCUUUUCUUUCUCUUUUGGUUUCGGCUUUUUCUCUGUCAUAUACACACGCACACCACCCCCCGACAUGUAUCGCAGCGCCGUCCGGUCGACGCCCCGCGCCCUGAGUGCCGCCCGCCAGUCGGCAAUCCGCACUGCCCCUCGACGAUUCGCCUCGACGUCACCCGCCGACAAGCCCCGGUCAUGGAAGGGCUCGGCAUUGAGAUGGGGUCUUGCCGCCGGCGCCGUUUACUGGUAUAACACCAGUCCGGUCUUCGCAGAGGAGCCUCUCCCUCGAACGAUCCCGGCCCCGUCCCAAUUCUCGGACUCUGACCUUACCACUGUCGAUGCCAUUGUCGAAGAGAAGCGCAAGCGAGCCAUUGCGAAGGCCGAGGAAGCUAAGCCCGCGCCUGCCGCCGCCCCCGCACCGACGAAAUCGAGCGAGAAGACGCAGGAGGCGCUCGAGGGCGAGCCGGCGCCCGGCUCCCCCGAGGCUUUGGAGGCUGAGGCCGACCAGCAAGGUGCAUUCAACCCGGAGACGGGCGAGAUCAAUUGGGAUUGCCCGUGCCUCGGCGGCAUGGCGGAUGGCCCCUGCGGUGAGGAGUUCAAGGCUGCCUUCAGCUGCUUCGUCUACUCCAAGGAGGAGCCCAAGGGCAUGGACUGCAUCGAGAAGUUCCAGGGAAUGCAAUCGUGCUUCCGGAAAUACCCCGAGGUCUACGGCGCCGAGCUGGCCGACGAUGACGAGUACCAAGAGGGUGCCGAGGAUGCCCGGCCUGCGCCCGAUGCCAACACCGACGCAACUAUUGCGCCGCCUGCCGCUUCCGCCAACGAGAAGAAGGAGACCAAGGCCGAGAUCAAGGGCGAUUCGGAGGAGAAGAAGCCUGCAGCCAAGUCGGACGCCGAGAAGCAGGACGAGGAGGUCAAGCAGAUGCCCAAGCCAGAGCCCGUCGACCUCAGCCAGCCCAACACCCCGGCGACGGACGCUACCGCCGCCAACAACAUCUAGAGAGCGAAGCAGCGUCGCUUCUAUUUUGUUCUUGUUUUCUGUCUUGAUAGAGUUUACUUGUGUGUAGAAGUACACGGGAAAGGGAUGUGGCGCACCGCAAAAAAAGGGCGGCUAAUGACACCAUGACGGGGAAAUUUCGGGCCAUAUCUCAUGUACCAUAAUCGUGUACAAAGUGUACCAGUACGAAGAAAGCAAAACAAUAGACAUCCACUUCUCCAAGCAUUGCUGUGACUUGUUUUUG
This is a messenger RNA of Colletotrichum navitas, 1329 nucleotides long. Its product is annotated as CHCH domain-containing protein. The transcript has 3 exons. NCBI's taxonomy places the organism in Eukaryota, Fungi, Ascomycota, Sordariomycetes, Glomerellales, Glomerellaceae. Gene Ontology annotation, biological process: protein import into mitochondrial intermembrane space. The record is from RefSeq and is a predicted model, not a curated record. Gene Ontology annotation, cellular component: mitochondrial intermembrane space. Bases 171 to 1088 code for a protein of 305 amino acids. Gene Ontology annotation, molecular function: protein-disulfide reductase activity.